Molecule: messenger RNA, 4605 nt
Organism: Callorhinchus milii (elephant shark)
Lineage: Eukaryota; Metazoa; Chordata; Chondrichthyes; Chimaeriformes; Callorhinchidae
Gene: oxr1a
Product: oxidation resistance 1a
Exons: 17
Coding region: 176-2851 (891 amino acids)
Biological process (GO): response to oxidative stress
Cellular component (GO): nucleus
Source: RefSeq, a predicted model, not a curated record
CUGAGCUGCAGUUUGCAGGAGAUCUGAAUGGAAAGGCCUUCAGCAGAUAAACGGUGUGCAGGCAGGCAGGAGUGAAGUGGGACAUGCAGUAAACCUUGCAAGUUGACUGAAGGGGGCAACAUCCUUUAUCAUUCAGGAAGUUAGGCUCUUAGAUGAGCAGAAAGACAUCGCCAAAAUGUUCAGCACCAAAAGACUGAAGAAAAAGUCCCAGUCGGUGGACAUAACCUCCCAAGGAUUUGGCAAUCCAUUGGCAGCCAAUGAUGCAUCAUCACAAACCAGCAAGUCCUCUACUGUUGCCAAGACAACUACAUUAGAGGAGGUGCAGAACAAUGCUGCCAAUACGCAGAGACGCAACACCAGGCGGAGUGAACUCAAGAGAUAUUAUACAAUAGAUACCGGCCAGAAGAAGACCCCAGAGAAGAAGGAUGCACGGCGAAUGUCUUUUCAGAAGCCCAAGGGGACUAUGGAAUACAUGGUCGAAUCGAGGGAUUCUCUGAACAGUAUCUCACUGAAGUUUGACACUACACCCAACGAGCUGGUGCAGCUGAACAAGCUGUUCUCCAGAGCUGUUGUUACAGGCCAGAUUCUGUAUGUGCCUGAUCCUGACUACAUCUCCAGCGUAGAGAGUUCUCCAUCGCUGAGCCCUGUCAGCCCUUUGUCACCAACCUCUUCAGAGACCGAGUUUGAUAAACCUACGGACCUGGAAGGAGGUCACCACAAAGAGUCCACCUCCGCUCCGGCACUCGCCAGCACCCGGCCCGCAAGAGUGGUGUCAUCCACCUCCGAGGAAGAGGAAGCCUUCACUGAGAAAUUCCUCAAGAUCGUGUGCAGAUAUAUUACUGACGGCAAGGGAGCAGUCAGUGGUGUGCUCCUGAUAACCCCAAACAACAUCAUGUUCGACCCCCACAAGAAUGACCCUUUAGUGCAGGAGAAUGGCUGCGAGGAGUACGGCAUCAUGUGUCCAAUGGACGAGGUCGUUUCAGCCGCUCUGUACAGAGAUAUUCAGGACAGUAAAAUCAAAGAAUCUUUACCUCCUGAUCUGGAAUACUCUGCCUCCACCAAGGAUACAUCCCAAUCAAACAAAAGAACAAGAAGCAAUACAGACGAAACAGACUCUAAACUAAGAGAUACAGGGAAUGAUAGCACCAGUACAGCUCCCCGCAGCACAGAGGAGUCCUUGUCUGAAGAUGUCUUCACCGAAUCGGAACUCUCCCCUAUCCAUGAGGAACAUGUUUCAUCUGACGAACUUCGACGCGAAAAAUCAUCAGGCGACUCCUCGGAGUCUGUGCAGACAAUAAACCAGUCUGCUGCAGAGAGCAGUCAGGAUCCCUUGUCUGCUCUGGAAUCAGAUGUGGCUGGACAAGUCAGAGUUGAAAAGCAAUUGGCUCCUGACAGUCUCUCUACAGGUCAUGAACCUGAGAAGUCUCAGUUAGCUGAAGUGAAAGGACAAGGGAGUAAACCUGUUGAAAUGCCCCAAAACAAGAAUGAACAUGAUGAAAAUCUUUAUAGUAGUGCAAGUCAGGGAGGUGAAGAUAAGUGUUCCACACUUCAUGGUGGCUUGGUUAUUGAACAAAAAGUUUCUGAAGCUCAGGAGUUGAACUUACCACACAGUGCAAGUCAGGGCUCAUCUGCCGCAGAAUCCUCAGGCCUGAGUGAGAAAGAGAACAUCGAUCAGACCAAGAAAAUGGGGAAAGAACACCUGCGGGAUUCUGAGAUGGAUGUUGAAGAGCUCCGAAAGCUGUGGAAGAGCCACACUAUGCAACAGACCAAGGAACAAAGGGAAACAAUGCAGCAGGUCGCCAACAACGAAGUAAACCCCAAAACUGGAAAAGUUCCUGAAGGUCCUUUAGAAGCGAAUGUUACAACAAAAGAGAAGAGGCGGCACAGAUCUCACAAAUUCUUAUGCCUGAGGGUUGGCAAGCCCAUGAAGAAGACCUUUGUGUCCCUCGCAAGUGCCUCCAUGCAGCAGUAUGCACAAAGGGAUAAAAAACAUGAGUACUGGUUUGCAGUUCCACAGGAAAGGGCCGAGCAUCUGUAUGUCUUCUUUGUGCAGUGGUCCCCAGACAUGUAUGGGGACGAAACUGGAGAGCUGGUAAAGGAACCUGGAUUUAUGGUCGUGGCGAAGAAUGAGGAGUCUGAAAUGAAUGAGGAAUCCAUAAAUGAAUUGACAGCAAAAGACUGGGAGGUAGUAUCUGUGACUGAGUACCAUCGCAGGAUCGAUGCUCUUAAUGCUGAAGAACUGCGCAAGCUUUGCAGACGUCUUAAGAUAACGACACGAGAAGAUACCAAUGUAAGGCAAAGUACUCCAGUGAAGUCCGAAUUGGAUCCUGAAACAUUUCGUCCAAGUCUGAGUGAAAAGAGUGACCUGCUACAGCCUGAUCAGAUUGAGAAGCUCGCAAAAAAUCUUCCUCCAAGAACUGUUGGGUAUCCAUGGACUCUCAGCUACAGUACAGGAAAACAUGGGAUGAGUCUGAAGACACUGUAUCGUACCAUGACAGACUUUGAUACACCAAUGCUGCUUGUAAUCAAAGACAGCGAUGGCCAGGUUUUUGGUGCACUAGCAUCUGAACCAUUUAAAGUUAGUGACUGUUUUUAUGGCAAUGGAGAAACAUUCCUCUUCACAUUUUGCCCUGAAUUUAAGGUCUUCAAAUGGACAGGAGAUAAUAUGUUCUUCAUAAAAGGAGACAUGGAUUCCUUGGCUUUUGGUGGUGGAGGAGGGGAAUUUGGAUUGUGGUUAGAUGGGGAUCUCUACCAUGGACGCAGUCACUCAUGUAAAACAUUUGACAAUCACAUCCUUUCAAAAAAGGAAGAUUUUUAUGUACAGGACAUUGAAAUAUGGGCUUUUGAGUGAAAAAUGCUUCACAUAAGCACUGAAGAAAUUCAACGUCUCUCAGAUGUAGGGCCCCAAACCUGACCAUGCAUCAGAGCAGCAAAGACAAAUCUAAGCAAAUAAGGCUAAUGCUUUCUUUGGUGCCCUUCCAGUAGAAAAAUCAAACUAAUUCAAAAAACAAAAGAUUGCUAUUACAAAAUAGUUAAUAUUCGGCUGUGUUUAGUUUGCUCUACAAAUGUAAUUUGUUGUUGUUGAAUGGGUCUUGUCAUUGUAACCAAAAUCAAGUAUUAUCACCACCAAAACAAAUGUGCAUAUAUUUUGAGCUUGAGAUAUAAACACCAACCUCCAGACCUGAACAGUCAAUGUAAAGCUAAUUUAUAACAAACCUUGGAACACCAAACUGUAAGAUCUUGAAGUCUGUAAGUAGCAUAUACUAGUUGCAAUUGCACUAACGUGCUGGGGUACUCACAUUGAAGAGAAUUUAAACCUAAUGUAGUUCAGCUCUCUGGAAGAAAAUAUCUUUGUAAUGCUGUUCCUGAUGUUGCUGCUGCAGGUUUGGGACGAGUACUCUCAGCUUUUGGGUUUGAUGACUGAAAACAGCUGGGAUCACUCCACAUCUGCAGGCUAUCUGUAAGGAGUUCAAAGCAUAGGUAUUCCCUAUGUUUUGUUAUUGGAAUACCAACAAAAGAAAUAGAAAUAUUACAACAGAGCUUUGUGUUGCUGUAUGUAUUGCUGGAUAGAUGUCUCAACAGAAUAUUGCAGGUUAUUUUUAAAAAUAAUAGCAAUGUAGCUUCCCACAAAAAGUGAAGCGUAUAACGUAUUUAUUGGUUCUAUUUAUCCUACUGUUAAGCUUCAUAGCACACUAAACCAAGCACAUACUGAAUUACCCAUAGUUGUGCUGUCUGUCAAUGGGUGUACAUUGUGCGUGCAGCUCAGACCAGCUCUACAGAAGAGUAGCAUAGAUACUGUAGAUGGUAGGAUCAUUUCGUAGACGUGUGGAAAAUGCAGAUUACUGUCAUGUGACCUCUGAAACAAUUGACAGGCAAAAUAUACCAAGUGUUCCUGUCUCCUUAGGAAAUGGGUGAAACCCAUUGUGACAACCCUUAGAUCAAAUGAACUAUUUCAGAAUGCAAUGGUUUUCUCUGUAUUUAGUCAUGUCUGAAACUGAUUAAUGUACGUUUUACNAAAAAUAUUCCUGUUCUGGGUGUGACAGUGACUUUCUUCGUGCUGAAAAUCCAGCUGUUCCAGAUGCAUUGUAUAUUAUCCUGUAAAUUAAAGUUUAAAAUGUAGUAGUUCUUCAGGUUUAAAAAAGUGGAUUGAUGGGUUGCUUAUAGCACUUUGAAUUAUGAUAGAAAUGAACACAAAGGCCAGUACAUUUGUUGGGUUUAGUUGCAAGCAGUUUCUGUACAGUACAUUUUGGGUUUAUUUGAGGUUUUGGAUUGUUGGGAGGGAGCUUGCUGCAAUUCAAAAGGCAUAUUAAUGUUCUUUAUUACUAUGUUUAUGCUAAAUGUGAAAAAUACAGAACACCAAUUCUCUCCUUAUUUUUUGCCUAAUGUUCUGUAACCUUGUUAGGAUGUAGCCUGAAUGUUUACAGACUUGAAACGUGAAUUGUAAAUAAAUACAGCAGCUUUUCUUCUCCCUUGGUCUUCCACAGCAGUAUUAUUGUCUUUGUGGAGUUACAGCUACCUAUACAAAUAUUUAAAAUAAUCCUAUAAUGGAUUAAUAAUAUUGCAAUGUAAUGGUGAUGUAUAGUAGAAUAAAUUAUUGAAACCUCA